Messenger RNA from Sorghum bicolor (sorghum), 908 nucleotides. RefSeq names its product auxin-responsive protein SAUR36. The transcript has a single exon. The coding region runs from base 94 to 543 and encodes 149 amino acids. Lineage: Eukaryota; Viridiplantae; Streptophyta; Magnoliopsida; Poales; Poaceae. The record is from RefSeq and is a predicted model, not a curated record. Gene Ontology annotation, biological process: response to auxin.
AUCAGCAAGCUAAGCACAACCACCUUAUACAAACUGCAGUUCUCUGAAUAUUCAACCAUCAGCCCAUCAGCCAUAAAAGCAGGAGAAGCAACCAUGAUCAGUGCCAAGAGACUUGUUGAGAUGGCAAAGAAGUGGCAGAGAAUGGCUGCCCUGGCGAGGAAGCGGCUGACGGCGAAUCCGGGGAAACAAGCCGCCGAUGGUUCGUGCGGCGCAUCGACAUCGGUGGCCGUCAAGGGCCACUGCGUCGUGUACUCCUCGGACGGGUGGCGGUUCGAGGUCCCGCUGGCUUAUCUCGGCACAGCGGUGUUCAGCGAGCUCCUGUCCAUGUCGCAGGAGGAGUUUGGGUUUGCCGGCAACGAUGGCAGGAUCACGUUGCCCUGUGACGCCGCAGUGAUGGAGUACGUGAUGUGUUUGCUUGGGCGAGACGCCUCUGAAGAGGUUGUGAGGUCGUUGUUGAGCUCCAUCAUCUCCAUGGUCAGACCUUGCCACCACAGCGUCAGUGGCAUGGUGCCAUCGUUGCGCCAAUCAGCUAUCUGUGUAUAGCUAUGAUUAUAUUAGUUCAUGAUGUAUAUAAUAAUAGAUUCAUUUAGGCGGAUGUAUAUUCUGGAAUCAAAGGAAUCGCACAAAAGGUUGCAUGAAUGUGGCACUCGUGGCACGAAUCUGGGAUCACAGGAAAUCCCAGAAUAGCAUGAAUCACACUAUUUAAUUUGUUUGCUUUUCGAGAGAAUGAAACACUGACGUGAUGGAGAUUAGCUGAAAGCCAGCAUCAAUAAUGUGUCGCUUGGGACAAAGGCAGGAUGGUCCAAGAUGUAUUGGUGAGUUCCUUUGCUUAUGCCUGCUCUAUCUUCCUUCCUGCCAUUUUAGAUGUGUGUGGCAUGAUAGAUAAAAUAUGAUAGACCAAAGUUCUA